UGCGGGGAGGAGGGGGAGGAGGAGCGGGAGGAGGGACGAGCUGGUAGGGAGAAGAGGAAAAAAAGUUUUGAGACUUUUCCGCUGCCGCUGGGAUCCGGAGGCGCGGGGACCGUUUGGCUCGGCGCUGCCCGGCGAGGAGGCAGGACUUGGUGACCGCAAACUGCUCCCCCACCGCCUCCGACGCUUGCUCCCUCCGUGCCUACACGUCGUCCCUCAGGCGCCCCUAUUCCGGACCAGCCCUCGGGAACCACAAACCCGACUCCCGCGAAGACUUGACCCCGAGACCUCGGACGCACGCCCCCCUCCUGAGCCUCCGCGCAUCCAAGGACACUUCUCCGGGGUCUGGGAGACGGGAUCUCUCUCAGACCUGCCUCAGCACCCCUAAUCAAGACCACCCACCUCUGGUACCAGAUCGCGCCCAUCUCGGGUUUUUCCGUGGGAUACCGAGAAACGACCCACCAGAGCUUCCCCUCCGUUCUCCGUGAGGGCCUGAACUUCCCCCUUCCCGCAGGGCCUCCUACCUUUCCACGGGAGAAGCCCCCCCGCCCCCAGCCCCUGUAGGGGUGGGGCCUCCCUCUUCCCAUCCCAGCCCCGCUUGCGCUCUCGGCAGUGCCGGGGGGCGCCGCCUCCCCCAUGCCGCCCUCCGGGCUGCGGCUGCUGCCGCUGCUGCUGCCGCUGCUGUGGCUACUAGUGCUGACGCCCGGCCGGCCGGCCGCCGGACUAUCCACCUGCAAGACCAUCGACAUGGAGCUGGUGAAGCGGAAGCGCAUCGAAGCCAUCCGCGGCCAAAUCCUGUCCAAGCUGCGGCUCGCCAGCCCCCCGAGCCAGGGGGAUGUGCCGUCCGGCCCGCUGCCCGAAGCCGUGCUGGCCCUUUACAACAGUACCCGCGACCGGGUGGCGGGAGAGAGCGCCGAGCCGGAGCCGGAGCCGGAGGCGGACUACUACGCCAAGGAGGUCACCCGCGUGUUAACGGUGGAAAAUAGCCACAAAAUCUAUGAGACAUUCAAGCAUAAUGAACACAGCAUAUACAUGUUUUUCAACACAUCGGAGCUCCAGGAAGCAGUGUCCAAACCCGAGUUGCUCUCCCGGGCAGAGCUGCGUAUGCAGAGGCACAAAUUGAAAAAGGAGCAGCACGUGGAGCUGUAUCAGAAAUCCAACAACAGUUCCUGGCGCUACCUCAGCAACCAGCUGCUGGCCCCCAGCGACACGCCUGAGUGGCUAUCCUUUGAGGUCACUGGAAUCGUUCGGCAGUGGCUAAGCCACAGAGGGGAAAUGGUGGGCUUUCGCCUCAGUGCCCAUUGUUCCUGUGAAAGCAAAGAGAACAAGCUCGAGGUGGAAAUCAACGGAAUCAGUAUUGGCCGCCGGGGUGACCUGGCCACCAUCCAUAGCAUAAACCGGCCCUUCCUGCUCCUCAUGGCCACCCCACUGGACAGAGCCCUGCAGCUGCAGAGCUCCCGGCACCGCCGAGCCCUGGACACCAACUACUGCUUCAGCUCCACGGAGAAGAACUGCUGCGUGCGGCAGCUCUACAUCGACUUCCGCAAGGACCUGGGCUGGAAGUGGAUCCACGAGCCCAAGGGUUACCACGCCAACUUCUGCCUGGGGCCCUGCCCCUACAUUUGGAGCCUGGACACGCAAUACAGCAAGGUCCUGGCCCUGUACAACCAGCACAACCCCGGCGCAUCGGCGGCGCCGUGCUGCGUGCCGCAGGCUUUGGAGCCUCUGCCCAUUGUGUACUACGUGGGCCGCAAGGCCAAGGUGGAGCAGCUGUCCAACAUGAUCGUGCGCUCCUGCAAGUGCAGCUGAGACCCCGCCUCGCGCCGGCAGGCCCCGCCCUCCGGCAGGCCCGGCCCCGCCCCCCGCCCGCCUUGCCGGGCUGUAUUUAAGGACACCGGCCCCUCCCCCCCAGCCCACCCCGGGGCCUAUUAAAGGUGGAGAGAGGA
This is a messenger RNA of Hipposideros armiger (great roundleaf bat), 1943 nucleotides long. It is a transcript of the gene TGFB1, whose product is annotated as transforming growth factor beta 1. The record is from RefSeq and is a predicted model, not a curated record. Gene Ontology annotation, biological process: transforming growth factor beta receptor signaling pathway; regulation of cell population proliferation. Gene Ontology annotation, cellular component: extracellular region. The transcript is spliced from 7 exons. Lineage: Eukaryota; Metazoa; Chordata; Mammalia; Chiroptera; Hipposideridae. Bases 634 to 1806 code for a protein of 390 amino acids. Gene Ontology annotation, molecular function: transforming growth factor beta receptor binding; growth factor activity; cytokine activity.